This is a messenger RNA of Dioscorea cayenensis subsp. rotundata (Guinea yam), 1554 nucleotides long. RefSeq lists its product as uncharacterized. The coding region runs from base 87 to 773 and encodes 228 amino acids. Lineage: Eukaryota; Viridiplantae; Streptophyta; Magnoliopsida; Dioscoreales; Dioscoreaceae. The transcript has 6 exons. The record is from RefSeq and is a predicted model, not a curated record.
AGAUUAUUUUUACGAUAAAGGUGCCAAGAGAAGAUUGCAUGCAAUAUCAAAUUCUGAAGAAUUAUUGAGGUUGUAAAUUUGGCAUCAUGAGAAACAUGAAGGAACAAGGUAAAGGUAGAGGUAGAGGUAAAGGGAAUUCUUCAUUGCAUCAUGCAAUGCCACAAAGGUCUACUAGGACAUCAGCUGCAUUGGCUCCCAUUAUUCAAUCAUCUAAUGAGGCACCUCCUUCAACUCCUGAGGUGCAGAUAAAUUUGCCUACUAUUUAUGAUCAUAGCCCUACCCCUUCUAACCCUGUUUGUGGUGGACUUUUGAUGAGUGAAAAUGAUGGAUCUAGUAAAUCAAGUAGUAGAGGGCCUAGCGUGGGACUACCCUACCCUCUAAAUCCGAAUGACAGAGUGCAUUUGACACCAAUAAAUGCAGAUGUUUUUGUUGAGAAGGGAGUCACAACGACAGUUACUUGCAUUAUAAAAAAACAUUUCAAAGGUCCUUGGCCAACAUGGAGAAAAGUUCCUAGUGAUGUGAAGGAACUGAUGUGGAAGACAUUUCAAGAGUAUUGUAAAUGGAACCUUGAACAUAACUCCAAAAUCAAAAAUGUAUUUGACAAGACUGGCAAAACGCGAUUAAGGGACAUGCUAGCGGAUGAGAGGAUGAAGGCAAUGAAAGAAGUUGGUGCUACUAACAUUAGAGAAUGCAAGGGAAUGGAUAGGGAGUGGAUCACAAAGGAUGUGUGGGAUGCCCUCAUUAAUAAUGAAUGGGGAACAGAUGCAUGGUAAUCCAAAUCAGGUAAAGCAAAGGCAAACCGCUUAACAGAGAAAGAAGGAAGUAUUACAAAGCACACGGGUGGUUCACGACCUUUUGCUGCUCAUGGUAUCAAGUUGGCAGAGAAACUAGGUAGGGAGGUUGGAUAUUCAGAAAUUUUUCAGGCUACACACAAGCGCAAGUGUGGAGAGGGUGAUUUUAUAGACAACAAGUCAAGAGUUGUUAAUGAAAAGUAUAAUGCUGCAUUGAUCGACAAAUAUGGUGAUGAUAUCUCUUCCCAUCCAAGUUUUGAUGGUCAGUCAUAGUAUGAUGCAAUUGGGGGAUUAAAGGCUACACGCACAAGUGUAUAUGGUUUUGGGAGUAGGGUAGACUCAAGACAAUUGUUUAGUGUAGCAUCUACAUAUCCUUCCACAUCUGAUUCAGCGUGUGGACCUUGAACUUAUCAACCUUUUGCAACAAAUGAAUCUAUGUUGCAAACCCAGCAACUUGCGGAGAAAGUUCAGAAUUUAGAAAGUACAGUUUUUGAUAUUCAACAAGGUCAAGCAGGGUUACAAAGUAAAUUGGACAAAAUAUUGGAGUUGGUAGAACGCGGUCAUCCAACAUUAUUCUCUCAAGCAAGCCAAUCGGGAAUUAAUUCAAGAGAUGCCGGAGAUGGUGGAGAAGAUGCAUAAGUCGAUUCAGAUGACCUUUACAAUGUUGUUGUUAACUUUUGUUUUGUUAGAGUACCUCUAAAACUAUUUUAAUAUUUUUUGUGAUUGCUUGCAACUUUAUAACUUCAUAUACCUUACAUGUGUU